This is a messenger RNA of Penicillium hordei, 1449 nucleotides long. RefSeq lists its product as uncharacterized. The record is from RefSeq and is a predicted model, not a curated record. The transcript has 2 exons. Lineage: Eukaryota; Fungi; Ascomycota; Eurotiomycetes; Eurotiales; Aspergillaceae. The coding region runs from base 1 to 1449 and encodes 482 amino acids.
AUGCAGUUUGUACGCAAGGCCGAAGAGGCCAUAGCUGGAAAGAAGGGCGAGUCGCACGAGUCGACGAAGUCCUCCAACCAUGGACCUCACUCGUCCAACUUGGCCAACAAGCUUGACCCCCGUGUCGAUAGUGAUAAGGACAACCGUGCUGCUCACACCGAUACGACUGGCGCUGGUCCUGGAACAUCCUACGACACCACAACCGCUACAGGCACUCAUGGCACUCACGGCACUACCCACGGCGCUACUCACGGAACCUCAGGUGUGAGUGCCACUGGCGCUACUAGCAGCACCAAUGCCGGGCCCCACAGCUCCAACAUCGCCAAUAAGGCUGAUCCCCGUGUCGACUCUGAUCGCGACAACCGCGCUCGCCACGAAGCAGGCCUCACUGGCGCUGGAACCGGUGCCGGUCUUGGAUCAACCCACGGCACCACCCCUACGGGUUCUCACGGCUCGGCCCUAGGUUCUGGCACUACACACAACACAGGUGUGACUGGCACCGGUGCUGGUCUCGGAUCUACCCAUGGUACCACUGGUAGCACCCAUGCCGGUUCUCACAGCUCUAACAUCGCCAACAAGCUCGACCCACGCGUCGACUCGGACCGUGAUAACCGUGCUCGCCAUGAGGGUCUCACUGGUGUUAGCACCGGUGCCGGUCUUGGUUCAACUCACGACACCACCCACGGCACCUCUGGUGUGACUGGUACUAGCGCUGGUCUCGGAUCUACCCAUGGCACAACCACCGCUACAGGUCCCCAUAGCUCUAGCCUGGGCACUGGCACUACCCACAGUACCACUGGCAGCACCAAUGUCGGCCCCCACAGUUCCAACAUCGCCAACAAGGCUGAUCCCCGCGUCGACUCUGACCGCGACAACCGUGCUCGUCACGAGGGUCUCACCGGUGCUGGUCUUGGUUCAACUCAUGGCACUACCCACGGUACCUCUGGUGUGACUGGCACUGGCGCCGGUCUUGGUUCUACUCACGGCACCACUGCUACAGGCACUCACGGCUCGACCCUCGGCUCUGAAACUGGUGCUCCUCACAGCACUCCCAUUGCUACGCCCGGCAGCAGCAGCACAAAUGCUGGACCCCACAGCUCUAACAUCGCCAACAAGCUCGAUCCUCGCGUUGACUCGGACCGUGAUAACCGUCCUCGGCAGCAAUCUACCCUCGUUGGUACUGGCCCUGGUACUACUACCCACGGUUCUCACACUCGUGAUGCUCCUGCUGGCUCGGCGAUUGGUGGCUCUGGCCUUGGUACUGCUGGUCAUCACGGUGCUCUUGCUGGUAGUAGCUACAAUACUCCUCCCACUGGAACUACCACUGGUGCUACUGGUACUACGGGUUCCACUGGUCCUCAUAGUUCAAACAUCGCCAACAAGCUUGAUCCCCGUGUCGACUCGGACGCUGCUCGGGCUCAGAGUGAGGGCCUUCACCGUCAGAUCUAG